Messenger RNA from Paramisgurnus dabryanus, 3421 nucleotides. It is a transcript of the gene entrep2, whose product is annotated as family with sequence similarity 189 member A1. Gene Ontology annotation, cellular component: membrane. The record is from RefSeq and is a predicted model, not a curated record. NCBI's taxonomy places the organism in Eukaryota, Metazoa, Chordata, Actinopteri, Cypriniformes, Cobitidae.
UUUAGUAGGUAUACAUCUACAUAUGGCGGCACCUCGGUCCACCACCUCCUCCUCCUCCACCCAGCCCACCACCUGGACACACAUCUGAAUGACAGACUACUAGCGCGAGGCUGCGGCGGCAGAGCUUCUCGCGCACAUUCGAGUGAGAAUAUUGACGCUGGUGUCGGAAACGCUUCGCGGAAUAUCAAGGCGCAUCAUACGCACGGCGGGAUUUUAUAUGUUAAGUUUGUUCGUUUACAUUUGAAAUGGUAUCUUUCAAACGCAUUUAGUCAUAGAUCAUUUUUAAUGUUAUUAUUGAAAGACGGCUCGUGAGAGAUUUCACCACUGACGGAUCUGUGGACGGAUUUGAGGGAUCACAUGCUCUUCCUUCAAGCGUUUUUUACGCGAUGUUUUCUUUCAUUAGUGUGAUUUUGGAUGUAUGUUGUUGAACACCUGCAAAAAAACAGCACAGUUAUCACCAUACAACAGUGAGAGCAGGACAUAUAUGUUUAUUCCAGUAUGAGGUGCCUCGUGUAGCUGGAGGAUGCUCUGUGCGUCUUGGUAACCUGCAAUGAUUUCAUUUUUAUAUUGUGGAUGUAGAAGCGACUGAAUCUUGUAAUCCGAAGAGAGCUCAUUUAACUGAAGUUUGGUUUCGUUCAAACACUUUUUUUGUCGCGACCAUGCCGGUCAGUGCGAUGCCGAGGGGUCGCUCUCUGAGCCCGGUCUCUCUGUCCCACAGACUCUCACGACUGAGGGAGUUUCGGACCCGGACUCGCAUCAUGCUUUCUCUGGGGGUUUCACAGAUGGUGCUGGGGAGUCUUAUUUUGGCUGUCAGUUUCGCCGCGUUGGCCCUCACUACUUCUCCCAGGGUCAGACAUUCAUGCCCCUUUUGGGCUGGAUUUUCGGUGCUUUUGUCUGGACUGAUUGGAGUGGUGUCGUGGAAAAGGCCUCUUUCUUUGGUGAUCACUUUCUUCAUGCUGUUGUCUGCUGUGUGUGUGAUGCUGAACCUCGCCGGAGCCAUCCUGUCCUGUCAGAACGCCCAGCUGGUCAACUCCCUGGAGGACUGUCAGCUGAUCAAAUUUGACAGUGAUGGUGUGUGUGUCUGCUGUGAGCUGGAGCACCUGAGAUCCACCUGUAAUAAUCUGGGAGAGACCCUUAAACUCAACCCACUGAGAGACUGCAACACAAUACGCCUCCGACUGAAGGAGCUGCUUUUCAGUGUGUGUGCACUGAAUGUUAUCUCCACCAUUGUGUGUGCUCUGGCCACAGCCGUGUGCUGUAUGCAAAUGGUUUCUACUGAUUUACUACAGAUGUUUAUGCCACACAGAGCACAAGCCUUGAGUGCGGAUUGUAUGACCCCCCAUGGUACGAUCUUACACCAGACACUGGAUUUCGAUGAGUUUAUCCCGCCUAUCCCCCCACCCCCCUACUACCCACCAGAGUACACCUGCACACCUGUGAUAGAGGGCCAGAGAGGCUUGCAUCUGGAUUUUCCACACUCUCCCUUCAGUGCCAUUUACGGAGUACCUAUUAACAGCCCCGGAGUUCUGUAUCCAUCUGAGCUGCCACCACCAUAUGAAUCUGUUGUAGGACAGACACCUGCUAGUCAGAUCACCACCAGUCUUGAACAACAGGUCACCGAGUCCAGUUUCUGUGAAAGGAAUACCACAACUGGCCUAAGCACUCAGGCCUCUGUUGAUAGUGCUUCCCUUAUGGUGUCAGAAACUGUAGACAUUCCUGAUCACAGUUCCUCAGAAGAUCUGUGUUCCCUAGAUGUCCAGGGCUCUGAUUCCUCUCCUUAUGGCACAACACCCAUCGUAGCCAUUGAUGGCAGCUGCACAAGCCUGGAACACAGUAUCCGACCUUCCUUGAUUCGACAGGCCCGUGCCAGAUGUGACCACAGCGAGUCUUCUGUCACACAGGAUUCUAAGCUUCAUUCGCCUCAGUUGUCACCUGAUGCUGUCCGUGGCCUUGAUAAGGAGGAGAAUGCAAGUGUUAAAUCCACGUCUCACACACAUCACAGAGAAAAAUCCAAUAGGAAACUAACCCUCCAUUUUUCGCCAAACACUACAUCCGUAUGUGCUUCCAGCUCUGCAGUGACGUCCACUGCAGGUGCAACUACCACUCUGACCCCAUCUACCUGCACCUCCCCAUCUCCCACCGGUCAGCUGCGGGGAACACGACUAUGCUUCAGCGUCUGGUCCCCAUCGUCCUCGUCCUGCUUGGCUGCACAGCCCCAUGCUACCUCUCCCCUCAGCAGCUCAAGUCCCCAGGAGCGUCCCCGCACGCUACGAGCCACCAGAGGGUACCGAAAACUAGUGAGGAUUGUGCGUUCCACUAGUGAACCAAUAUCCUGUACUUCCAUAACUAGAGGUGAUUGCUGUGCUCCUAACCAUCCACUUGAGGACUCCCCCCAGACUCCCUGUGAUCAAGCAUGUAUGGAGCUCGCUGAGAACGUCAGACGGAACCACGGCAGCCAAGGGGGCAAAAAGCUGAAGGACGGUGGAAAGGUCGAUAUUCGACUCAAACCUCAUGUCUCACCAUCUUCAGAUCGCCAGCAAUCUCUUGCAGAUCUCAAAACCUACAAGGACACCAAAAUACUGGUGGCCAAAUUCCUGGAGCACUCAAGCUGCAGUCUACCUCCAGAGGUUCAGCAGGUGGUCAAUAGUAUUAAAUGUGUUAUUAAAUCUGAUGAGAAACACAUGGAGGAGGCCAUAUUCAGUGCCAGUAUAAUCGAUCAGUUAAUGACACAGUCGCAGAAGAUCAUAAGCAGCCCGAGGAAGCUUGCUCAUGGAGACCUGCAUUUACAGAGCUGUGGAGCUUUAAGUUCCCCAUCCUCAUCCUCACGCCGUUCACCUCGAGGAUCUAAACAGACAGAUGCCUCGCCUACCCUGGAUCAUCAAUCUCCACAUCAUCCUCAAAGCCUCAUCAGUGUAUGCAGAGAAACUACACUUUAACCACCGGACAACAAAACAUUUUCCUUAUAAUCCUCUGAACAUGUGCCAAGGCCAAAUCCUAAAUCUCAUCAGCAGAAACUGUAGCUCUUGAAACAACAGCAAGUUAAUGUGGACUUGAUACUACUCCACAUAAUAAAGGUUCUUAAAAACAAAAUAAAAACACCAGUGUUUACCUGCAGGGGUAUAUUUUUAUUUCAGAAUGAAGGUAAAAUAUUUGUUUGAAUAAAUAAGUGUUGAAUUUGCUACUGUACUAAAAAGAAUGAGUCUGUAUUGGACCAAGAAUUUAGGGCAGAUGGAUGUACCCCUUUACGAAACGUUUUGUUUUAAACAUCUUCUCAAAGCAUUGUUAAAUAUUGAAUAUAUUUGGUAAUUGUGUGCUACUGCAGGACAGAGAACUUAAUGAAGCUGGAUUAUUCAACUUACCUCAGCGUGUAAUUUUUAUUUUCAGUGUUGCAAAAUAAAAUUGUGUCUGUUUGUAUUUUUUA